CUCAGGGGGGCGCUGCGCACAGUGUCAGCCGAGUCCUCCUCCGAGUCGGUCGGAGUCGCCGUCGCCGCCGCCAUGGGGGCCUGUUUGGGAAUCUGCUCCAUCGCCAGCUGCGUCUCGUGUCUGUGUGGAAGCGCACCAUGCCUGGUUUGUGCUUGCUGUCCUUCCUCCAAGAACUCCGUGGUGACCCGCCUCAUCUACACCUUCUUCCUUCUGCUGGGAACGAUCGUUUCUUGCAUCAUGAUAGCACCGGGGAUAGAGGCCAAGCUGAAAACGAUCCCGGGAUUUUGUGAUGGAAGCUCAGGGAUCCCGUUCGUUCAGGGUCAUGUUAACUGCGACCUCAUCGUGGGUUACAAAUCCGUCUAUCGCAUCUGCUUUGGGAUGGCCGCUUUCUUCUUCCUCCUUUCUCUGAUUAUGAUCCAGGUCAAAACCACUAAAGACCCAAGGAAUGGCAUUCAGAAUGGGUUCUGGUUUUUCAAAUUUCUGGCCUUGGUGGGAAUCAUUGUCGGUGCCUUCUUCAUACCCAACGGAACCUUCUCAACAGUCUGGUUCUACUUUGGUAUCGUCGGUGCCUUCAGCUUCAUCAUCAUUCAGCUCAUUCUUCUCGUUGACUUCGCUCACUCCUGGAGCCAGCUCUGGGUGACAAACAUGGAGGAGGGCAACUCCAAGGGCUGGUACUGUGCCUUGCUGACCUUCACUGUCCUCAACUACCUGGUGUCACUGGCUGCUGUGGUGCUGCUGUACGUGUUUUACACAACCCCCGAUGACUGCGCAGCAAACAAGACCUUCAUCAGCCUGAACCUCAUCUUCUGUAUCAUUGUCUCCAUCGUUUCCAUCCUGCCCAAGGUUCAGGACGCUCAGCCCUAUUCUGGCUUGCUGCAAGCCUCUAUCAUCACUCUCUACACAAUGUACGUGACCUGGUCUGCAAUGACCAAUGAACCAAAUCGGAAAUGUAACCCGAGUCUGCUUAGCUUUGUCCACCCAGCGGGCAGUAACGCAACAGUGUCUCCGUCCACAAGCAGAGUGGGGCAGUGGUGGGACGCCCAGAGUAUCGUGGGGCUGGUCAUCUUCCUGUUCUGUGUGCUUUAUUCAAGCAUCCGAUCCUCCAGCAAUGCUCAGGUUAACAAACUGCUGCUGAGUGAUGAAGAAGGCAAAGGGAAAGAAAAAGAGUUGGCGAUCUCUCAGGAAGAGGAUGGUAGGGAUAACAAGCCGGAAGUGGUCAGCUACAGCUACUCCUUCCUCCAUUUUUGCCUGUUCCUCGCCUCGCUCUACAUCAUGAUGACACUGACCAACUGGUACAGUCCCAAUGUUGACUAUUCGAAAAUGACCAGCACCUGGCCCGCAGUUUGGGUAAAGAUGGCCUCCAGCUGGGUCGGACUCCUGAUCUAUCUCUGGACCCUCGUGGCUCCCCUCAUAUUAACCAACCGUGACUUCAGCUAAAGCCGCUGCCUUUUCACACUACACCAUCAACCUAAAGUUUACUUUAGGCCUUACAUUUUUUUCUUUAGAAAAUCUGCUUGAAACAGUUAAUCACCAAUAAAAUGAAGCCUUAACUGUCACGAUAGGAUUGAUUGGAUGGCACGAUGCCUGCCUUUGUAUUUACUCGCUGCUCAUGUCUGCAUCCUUCAGGUAUUCUAUGUUGCAGAUUAUCCUCAUAACCUCUUCCUCCCCCGCACUCUUACACAGGAACCAACAAGAGGGUCUGAUGGUCAUGUUUGAACCGCGCAAAGUGUUAGAUGUAAGCCAUUGCUACCAAAAUACAGUCUGACCCCGUAUUAGAAGACUUGUAACUGUGAGCCGAUUUGUACCGCUGAUAGUGUGUGAUACUGUACCACUGCGAGAGAGAUUUUCAGCACUGAUUGGAUAGGAAGCAGAAAGUGAUGUCAGUGACCUAACGACAUGGAAGAGUGACCUGUAUCCACUUUUUUUCACAACUUGUUCUAAUGCCGGGCUGGGGCUGUGUCUGAUUUUAUGGCAGCAAAAUAAUAUGUCAUAACGGGGUCAGACAGUAUUGUCCUGCGGAUCAAAACCAUGAUUUGCUGGUAACUUUUCAGUAUUUACUGGUGUAAUGGCAGUGUGUAAGUAGAGGCCAGUGGAAUUAGCUGCCGUUUCGGCCUGAAAUGAGAUCUUUGCUUGUUAGUCCACAGUUUAGAUUCCAGGUGAAGGGCUAUCUUCCAUUUACUUACAACAGAAGCUGAAUAAAUCCAAUGUAGGUCGUAAAUGUAAAUGCAGAAUUUUUCUUACACGUCAGGGGGUUUGUAAGAGUGACUGUAUAAUAGGAAUUUAAUAAGUUUAAUAGGGAUAGAGGUGAGACAGUGGAGAUGGAGUAUCAGUGACGCAUGUGACGAUGCAGAAUGUUUAAACCAUUCAGUUGCACAACUGUAGAAAAUGACAACGUCUCAACGUUGAGUUCUAAAGAACUUAACCCUUGGUUUGUCAGAAGUGCUGUGUAGGAUGCGACGCAUGGGGGAAUGUUUAUCCAGUAGGUGUCAUAACUCAUUUCUCUAUGUUUUCUUGGGUACGACUUUUUUUUUAUUUAGUCAAACUUUCUAUAAACGUGACGAUUUAUCCUAUUCUCUAAAAAUGUAGUGCCUCAUAAACCUGUGCAUGUUUCCGACAAUGUAUUUUGCUAUUUUUACCAGUCAGGAGCGAUGGGUGCAUCGCAAGGGAAUUCCUGUUAGUUAUUAGUACUUUUGCUACUUUACUCCAUGGUAAUGUUUCUGUGAGAGUUUGAUCCGCUUCUCAAGAGACUCGCACUUGGGAGCUGUUUUUAAGACGGCAAAUGAAUAAUUUUUUGAAGUAUAGAGGGCGACACUCCUCAGUGCACUAGUUCGAACUUGCCUUGUAUUCUCUCACUUUUCAGGAAUGUACAAUGGAUUUUUACAAAUUAAAGAUUUUUUUCAAUGCA
Molecule: messenger RNA, 2905 nt
Organism: Callorhinchus milii (elephant shark)
Lineage: Eukaryota; Metazoa; Chordata; Chondrichthyes; Chimaeriformes; Callorhinchidae
Product: serine incorporator 1
Exons: 10
Coding region: 73-1437 (454 amino acids)
Cellular component (GO): membrane
Source: RefSeq, a predicted model, not a curated record